AUUUUGCUAUUUGCUUCCAAAUUCCCCCGAAAUAUAAACAUUUUUUUACAAAAACUAACCGCCAAGAUGGUUUUCACCGUAAAUGACAUAAAUAGCGAUUUCUUUGACUCACCCAUGAACACAUCAUACAACAACGAAGAACUACUAGCCGCCGAAUUGGCUCGAAUCAAUGCAGCAACUUCCCAUGCAGCUGAGCUGCAUUUACUCCAAGUCGAACAUGCAAAACAACUGUUGUUACAUGCCAAAGAAGCCAUCAUUCAUGCUCGGGAGAAACAUUCCCUAGAAUUGGAACAAAUGAAAGAACUGCAUCAGUUGAGAAUUAGAAAACUCGAAGUUGGCAUAAAGAGAAUCAACUCGGAGGAAGAAACUGAUUAACUUUUAAGUUUUUAAUUGUUUUUUUUUUUUUAUUACUUUUACUUUUUUAUGAAUUAAUUUGUUAGUUUUUAGUUGUACUCAUGAAUUUUUUAUGAAAUAAAAAUAAGAAGUACCUUUUUUUAA
Episyrphus balteatus (marmalade hoverfly) is the source of this 498-nucleotide messenger RNA. RefSeq lists its product as uncharacterized. Bases 67 to 375 code for a protein of 102 amino acids. NCBI's taxonomy places the organism in Eukaryota, Metazoa, Arthropoda, Insecta, Diptera, Syrphidae. The record is from RefSeq and is a predicted model, not a curated record. The transcript has 2 exons.